UCUCAAAAGAUGAAGGAAAGCUGGUCUUCCUUAGACAACUUUGAGCCUAACUUCAAGCCUUUGGUAGUAAUUGAGCUUGCGAAAAACACUAAAGAGGAAACUAGAGAAUGGCUUACAAGAAGAAUCAUGGACAAAAAGGCGAAUGGAGGUGCACAGCUGCUGGUUAAACCACUGGUCACAGAAAAUGGAGACCAAAAUAUUUACCUAGUUGGAGCUUCCCACUUCCGGCUGCUGCUGGGAGCUGAAACUGUUGGUUUGGUGAAGGAAUGUACUGAUAACUCAAUGAGAACUUUUACAUACAGCAGUCGCAAAACUUUCAAAGAUUUUGUGGAUGAUAAUCACAGUUUCCUUACAAUAGCAGAAUGUCAAUAUAUCAUCAAACAUGAACUUGAAAAUUUGAGAGCUAAAGAUGAAAAAAUCAUCCCUGGAUAUCCCCAGGCUAAGUUAUAUCCAGGAAAAUCAAUUGUGAGAAGAUUAUUGACCAAUGGUAUCCUAGUUCAGAUUUUUCCACUGCAUGACCAAGAAGAGUUGAAGAAGCUCCGGCAUACCUGGUAUGGUCGAGUCAAAAUUGGCUAUCAACCUUUAGAUGAAAUACGCUGCUACUUUGGCGAAACCAUUGCUCUCUACUUUGGCUUCUUAGAAUACUUCACAUUUGCUUUGAUUCCGAUGGCUGUCAUUGGAAUUCCAUAUUACGUGUUUGCAUGGGAGGACUAUGAUAAAUAUGUGAUGUUUGCCACAUUCAAUCUCCUUUGGUCCACUGUAAUCCUGGAAGUUUGGAAGCGGUUGUGUGCCGUGAUGACGUACCGCUGGGGGACCCUGCUCAUGAAGCGGCAGUUUGAAGAGCCGAGGCCAGGAUUCCAUGGUGUUCUGGGUGUAAAUCCUGUCACUGGGAGGGAAGAACCCGUGUACUCCAGUAUUAGAAGGCAGUUACGAAUUUAUCUGGUGUCCUUGCCAUUUGUGUGCCUUUGCCUCUACUUCUCACUGUAUGUGAUGAUGAUUUACUUUGACUUGGAGCAGUGGGCUCUGGAUUAUCAUAAGGAGAACGAAUCUAACUUCAGCAGCUUGAUGCUGUUUGUUCCCAGCAUCAUCUAUGCUAUUGUGAUUGAAAUCAUGAACCGCAUCUACCGGUAUGCUGCUGAAUUCCUAACGUCAUGGGAAAAUCACAGGCUGGAGUCUUCAUAUCAAAAUCACUUAAUUCUGAAGGUUUUAGUAUUCAACUUCUUAAAUUGUUUUGCAUCUCUAUUCUACAUUGCUUUUGUGCUGUUUGAUAUGAAGCUUUUGAGACAGAGCUUGGCCACUUUGCUGAUAACUUCACAGAUCCUUAAUCAGUUUGCAGAAGCCUUUCUACCUUACUGGCUUCAAAAGAGACAUAAGAAGAGGAUGAAGAAGAUGUAUUCUCAGAAAACAGAUACGGACCUUUCAUUAGUUGAGCAAGUGAACUUGGAGAAAGAAAUGGGCACUUACUUUGGCACUUUUGAUGAUUACUUGGAGUUGUUCUUACAGUUUGGUUAUGUGAGUCUUUUCUCCUGCGUUUACCCACUGGCAGCUGUCUUUGCAGUGCUAAACAACAUCACAGAGAUAUACUCUGAUGCCUUAAAAAUGUGUAGAGUUUACAAGCGUCCAUUUGCAGAACCCACAGCAAAUAUAGGUGUUUGGCAGCUGGCUUUUGAAACUAUGAGUGUCAUAUCAGUAGUUACUAACUGCAUAUUAAUUGGAAUGUCUCCACAAGUGAAUGCCCUUUUCCCAGACUCAAAAAUGGACCUCAUUUUGACUGUGGCAUUUGUAGAGCACAUGUUACUAGCAAUGAAGUUUGUCAUGGCAUUUGUAAUUCCUGAUAAACCAAGAGAUAUCCAGAUAAAAUUGGCUAAGUUGGAAUUUGAAUCUCUCGAGGCACUCAAACAACAGGAUUCAAGAAACACAAAAGUCUUCAGCUGGAAUAAUCAGCCCAACUCCAUUAGAUUCAAGAGCCUCUUUCUUACCCAAAUGAGAUCUGGAGAUAGGGUGUUUCGCUGUGUGCCUGCCCAGAUGUGGCUCCCAGGCUGGGGCUCGCUGCCUGCUGCAGGACGGGUGGAAAUUUUGCCCCUGCGGCACCUGGGCCCGUGCGGGUCCCGCACGGGGCAGCCCGUGCAGCCCCGCAGCCCCCGUGUUGGCCUCCCUCUGUACCCGAAUUGGAGCACAGCUAAAACAUCUCCAGAAAUCCUGCCUGAAGUUCGGCUCUUACUUAGGAGGGCUCUGUACUACCCCAGAAAUGGGAUCAAGUUUGGAAUUGAGAAGUGGGCGCCCAUUCCUGGUCAAGCAGGAUGCUCCUGCAGUCAGGACGGGCUGGCAGGGUUUAUGUUCCUGCGCAGAAGUCAUUGCCAGGCCUGUGAUCGGAAAGGACUUUUGGGUCAGCGUGGGGUUGCUGGAUGGGUAGCGCUGGGGGUGUCCUGCCCGGAGUAUAAGCUUGUUAAGGGCAAGCUUCAGGGAGCAGGAAUCACUCAUUCUACCCAUUUUCUGUUGGUUGUGACUGGCAACUGCACGGAGUGUGGAAACUGGAGAAAGGCACCGUGUGAGCAGCAGCCUCCUGCCGAGCCGGGCCUGGUGGGAGCACGGGCAGAGCAGCUCCCGGGCACCUGCGUGUGUCUGCGGGGCGACCCCGAGCGCGAGGCCCUCUGCAACUCGCUGCUUUGUGCUGCAGCCUGUGGGCCUGUUAAUGUUUGUGCCUUUGCACGGUGA
Tinamus guttatus (white-throated tinamou) is the source of this 2715-nucleotide messenger RNA. Lineage: Eukaryota; Metazoa; Chordata; Aves; Tinamiformes; Tinamidae. The record is from RefSeq and is a predicted model, not a curated record.